Centruroides sculpturatus (bark scorpion) is the source of this 774-nucleotide messenger RNA. RefSeq names its product U11/U12 small nuclear ribonucleoprotein 35 kDa protein-like. NCBI's taxonomy places the organism in Eukaryota, Metazoa, Arthropoda, Arachnida, Scorpiones, Buthidae. The transcript has 4 exons. The coding region runs from base 1 to 774 and encodes 257 amino acids. Gene Ontology annotation, biological process: mRNA splicing, via spliceosome. Gene Ontology annotation, cellular component: precatalytic spliceosome; U12-type spliceosomal complex. Gene Ontology annotation, molecular function: snRNA binding; mRNA binding. The record is from RefSeq and is a predicted model, not a curated record.
AUGAACGAUUCUUGGUCUCCGAUAGCCAGAGUUUACGAUCCUUUAAAAGCCGGCAGCAUCGAUGGGACGGAUACGGAACCUCACGAUCACGGAGUGGUCAGAGCCAUGGAGGUUGAAUACAGACCUUACGAUUGUGUUACAAAUGAUCCAAAAUUAACAAUCUUUGUAGCCAGACUAAAUCCUCAGACGACCGAAGAAACAAUUAAAAAAUUUUUCUCGACGUUUGGCAAGAUCAAGAGGUGUCACUUGAUAAGAGACAUUGUGACGGGUUUUUCUAAAAGAUAUGCUUUUGUGGAGUAUAAAGACAGAAUAAGUGCAUUAGAAGCUCACAGAAGAGCUUACAGGGCAGAAUUGGACGGAAAUAGCAUAUUUGUCGAUUUCGAAUGUUCGAGAACGCUUCCCGGAUGGGUACCGAGGCGGCUCGAUUAUAUUAUAAUAGGAGGGGGAUUUGGCGGAAAGAAGGAAUCCGGCCAACUGAGGUUCGGAGGGAGAGAUCGUCCCUUCAAGAAGCCGAUUCUGUUGACUCCGAAGAAUGCUCAUGAACACAAAAGAGACAAUCCCGAGUCGACCCGGGACAGAGAGGGAGUCGGCUUCCGUGGCUCGUACAACGAUAGAAGUGGCAAAAGGGAGGGAAGCAGCUCUUAUGACAGAUACGAAGAGAGAAGCGGCGGGAGGAAAAGGAAACACAAAAAACAUCUUAGCAGAUCCAGAUCCAGAUCGAGAUCCAGAUCAAGAGAAAGAAAAAGAGAUAAGCAUAAGAAGAAACGAAGAUGA